AUGGAUCUAACAAAGGUUUCUGGCAUAGGGUUCGUUGGAUUGGGAGCUAUGGGUUUGCCAAUGGCUGGCCACCUGGCAAACAAACUCCCUAGUCAUAUUCGCCUAUAUGUCUAUGACAUCAACCAGGCUAGCGUCGACCAACUGCACAGUGAUUAUCCUGAUCGUGUGAUCAAAGCAUCUAGCGCGAAGAACGUGGCAGAUCAAUCGGAAAUAAUCUUGACCAUGUUACCAGAGGGGAAACACGUCCGAUCAGUCUACAUGGGAGGAGACUCAGAGACAAUCUGUUCGAGCGACGUGUCCGGAAAACUUCUGUUAGACUGCUCGACCAUCGAUACAGCUAGCAGUCUCGCGGUCAAGGAUUAUAUCAAUGAGAAAUUUCCCACGGCCUCAUUCUACGAUGCUCCCGUCAGCGGCGGGGUGGUGGGAGCUCAGAAAGCGUCCAUAGCAUUUUUCCUCGGCUGCGGCGACAGCGACCCGAAUCUCCCGCACCUGAUAAAACUCGUACAAUUGAUGGGCAAAGACGUGAUCCCAUGUGGAGGUCCUUCCAAGGGAUUGGCGGCGAAACUGUCAAACAACUAUCUAUCUGGGGUGAUCGCCAUCGCGGUCUCAGAGGCCAUGGACAUGGGCAUGCGUUCGGGACUCGACCCUCGGGUCCUGGCCAAAGUCUACGCAGCGGGCACGGCCCAGAACACGAUUUGUGAUCGGUUCUGUCCGGUCCCAGGAGUCUACGCUGAGGCACCGUCGUCAAAGGGAUAUACCAACGGGUUCAAAGUACAACUGAUGCGGAAGGAUUUCUCUUUGGCCUUGGAAAUGGCUCAGCGGGUGGGUGCUCAAAACGUGUUGGGCGAGGCUGGCCUGGCGACUUAUGAUGGGGCGAGUAAGGACCCGAGAUGCGUGGAUUUGGACUCGAGAGUGGUUUAUCGAUAUUUGGGUGGCGAUGAGGAUUGGUUGACCAAGAUUGACGGUGAUGCUACGGCGGCCAGUACACUGAAUGGCCAUUAG
This is a messenger RNA of Exophiala bonariae, 1002 nucleotides long. RefSeq lists its product as uncharacterized. Gene Ontology annotation, biological process: L-valine catabolic process. Gene Ontology annotation, molecular function: 3-hydroxyisobutyrate dehydrogenase activity; NADP binding; NAD binding. Bases 1 to 1002 code for a protein of 333 amino acids. NCBI's taxonomy places the organism in Eukaryota, Fungi, Ascomycota, Eurotiomycetes, Chaetothyriales, Herpotrichiellaceae. Gene Ontology annotation, cellular component: mitochondrion. The transcript is spliced from 2 exons. The record is from RefSeq and is a predicted model, not a curated record.